AUGCAACGUUCACUGGAUACACCAUUCGUAUUGCUUGACCUAAGUACAGUCUACAAGGAAGGAGGGCAUCUGGCGACUCAGCUGAUGUGCCUAAAUUCACUAAGAAAACAUGGCCACCGUAUAUCGUGUGCAGCAAAACCGGAUCAGUAUCAUGCGGCAAAAUGCCUCCAUGUCUACAAGUCUCGAUUAUCUAUUGGGGAUGCGUUGAAACAGAUCGGGCUCGCCCCGGUAGUCACUGACGCUCCCGCGCCAAGCACUAGAGGACAGCACAGUGUGCUGGAACUGUUUCAGUUUCCAGCACUGGAAGCCGUGCUUGUUUCUGAUCAAGUAAAUGAAUGUGAUGUGGAGGAACUAGAUGAGAACGGGAGGCCAGAGGGAACGCGCACUCAUCGCGUCUACCGAGCAGUGAUUACUAACAUCUUUACCUUUGUUUCCUACAAAUGGAGGAGGAACAUACGAAUUGACGUCGAAGAAGUUUGAGCUUAAUAACGUGAUAGACAACUCCGAAUGGAAGAUAACAGUUUUUGGAAGUGCAUUAUCUGAGUUCGCUGUACGAGUGCUGGACAUAGCGAAGAGUUUUGUACUGGUG
This is a messenger RNA of Cylicocyclus nassatus, 589 nucleotides long. Lineage: Eukaryota; Metazoa; Nematoda; Chromadorea; Rhabditida; Strongylidae. The record is from the annotation of a GenBank genome assembly.